AUGAAAACACAGAUUGAUUAUAAAUUUUAUCCCACAAAGGAAGUUACCAUCAUCAGCGCCCCUUUUAGCGCUGGUCAAGGUAAAGGCGGUGUUGAGAAAGGUCCUGGAUUACUACUGAAACAUGGACUUCGGGAAGAUUUGGAAGCUUUAGGCUGGUCGGUUUCCAUUAAGGAACCUCUCAAGGGUACCGGUCUAGAUGUACCCCCAUCAGAGUUGGAGGAGGAGUUUGACAGAUCGCACGGAAUUGCAAAGAGACCAACGGUGGUAGCCCAAGCGACAGAGAGAGUCUACCGUGCAGUUAAAGAAGUUUCCCAUCAGAAGCGAUUGCCUCUGACCAUAGGAGGUGAUCACUCAAUAGGAGUAUCCACGUUAGCAGGUUUUCUUGAUGCUAAUCCGGAUGCUUGCGUCUUAUGGAUCGAUGCUCAUGCUGACAUCAAUACUCCUGAAACGUCACCUUCGGGAAACAUUCAUGGCUUCCCAGUUGCCUUAGCUAUGGGGCUCAGUAGAGAAGUGUGGCCCAAACAGUUUUCGUGGUUGGAUGAAGCCAAAAACAAGCUAGCUGCCGACAGAAUUGCUUACAUUGGUCUGAGAGAUUUGGAUCCCUGUGAGAAGAAACGUGUAAGAGAACUGGGCAUCGCAGCUUACUCUAUGUACCAUGUCGACAAGUACGGAAUUGCGAAAGUGGUUGAAAUGGCAUUGGCUAGAAUCAACCCCACAGGAAAAUCACCAGUGCAUAUUUCUUACGAUGUGGAUGCUCUUGAUCCAUUAUUCACUCCUGCCACCGGUACCCCUGUAAGAGGAGGGCUGACUUUCCGUGAAGGGAUGUACAUUGUCGAAGCUGUUGCAGAGACUGGAAACCUGGGAGCGUUAGAUAUCGUAGAAUGCAACCCUGACUUGGCAUCAACUGACGUUCACGAAAUUGAUACCAUCACGGCUGGUUGUGCCAUCGCUAAGAGUGCGUUUGGAGAAACCUUAGUUUAA
Molecule: messenger RNA, 981 nt
Organism: Komagataella phaffii GS115
Lineage: Eukaryota; Fungi; Ascomycota; Pichiomycetes; Pichiales; Pichiaceae
Product: Arginase, responsible for arginine degradation
Exons: 1
Coding region: 1-981 (326 amino acids)
Cellular component (GO): cytosol; cytoplasm; nucleus
Molecular function (GO): manganese ion binding; arginase activity
Source: RefSeq, a predicted model, not a curated record